Owenia fusiformis is the source of this 5451-nucleotide messenger RNA. The record is from the annotation of a GenBank genome assembly. NCBI's taxonomy places the organism in Eukaryota, Metazoa, Annelida, Polychaeta, Sabellida, Oweniidae.
AUGACGAUUAAAUAUUGGAUAUUUCUUCUGUUUACAUACGUAUCAGCCCAAACGAACAAAGAGCUGGUAAUCAACAAUCUGGUCCCAUUUGAGGAAUAUGUAGAUACACCAGGGAGGGAGCGUGAAACUCAAACGUUACAACAGCGAAUGGAGAAAUGGUUUGUUCCGAGUGUUUCCAUUGCCGUCAUCAACAACUACCAGAUUGAUUGGUCUGAUGGGUUCGGACUGGCACAGCCAAGUGCUGGUGCGAAUGAUAAUACGCUUUAUCAGGCUGGCACCCUCAGCAGCUUCGUAUCUGCAAUCGCCACCCUGGCUCUUUCUCAACAAGGUCGACUAGAUCUAGAGGCUGAUGUCAACACCUUGCUUGGGCCGUCUUUUAAGAUUAAAUAUAACGACCAACAAAAGGAUGGUGUAAAACUAAAACAUUUGCUUAGUCACAAUGGCGGAAUUUCUGAACUUGAAUUUGAAGGUUAUCCACAAUCAAUUAGUCAAUUGCCGACUUUACUUGAGACGCUAAGGGGUGAAUCACCAGCUAAUAAUCUACCAAUUGAAGUCGAGGAAGAUUUUUUGGGUUUCGAAGGAAAGCCUGUUCGUCAAGGUGUUGAGGAGGACUACUCAUCAGGCGCAUAUGCUGUACUGCAGCAACUCCUCAAAGACCAGACGGGUCAGGAUUUCAAACAGUUGGUGCAAACCGAGGUUUUAGGUAAAGCAAGUAUGUCGUCAAGUACAUUUGAUAUUAAAAGUCCGAGUAAUGCUUUUGGCGUGGCUUAUGGUUAUGACUGCAUCAGUGAAAGGGACACCGUCGUACCAGGGAAUUGGUGGAAUUUCCCCGAAUCUGCUGCUCAAGGUCUUUGGACAAAUGUGAAAGAUCUUGCCAACCUUGUCAUCAACAUUGCUGGUGGCAAAAGCUCAAGACCUGGGUCUAUUUUAAAUGCAGCUACAACUGCUAAAAUGCUCACUAAACAAACGAGGAAAGGACAGGGCAAUCCACCUGCUAAUGAAAACGGCAUGUUCGGAAUUGGCACAGAAGUAGUCGAUGGGCAGAACGGAAACACGUGGUUUGUGAAUACCGGAUAUAGUGAAGGAUACUGUAGUGAAGUUAUAGGAAAUACAGAUGGCCGUGGAUUAGUUCUUAUGUCCAACCAGGAUUGUGCACGUGGCCAUUUUCUACUUGGGGAAAUAUUCCGUGCUGUGGCACAGGUUUAUAAUUGGCAGGAUGCCAUAGGCAACUCGAAAAUCGAAUUCAACAAAAGAAUGCAGGUCAGGCCAGCCCCGCCCUCUCCACAACCAUGGGAAGGUAAUUAUGUGAUUGAUGACAUCCAGGUUCCACCACUUCUAAAGGGUAUACUGGAGGAUGUUGUUGGGCGACCUAUCACAAAAGACGACCUACCAUUUCAAAAUGUUUAUGUUACAUCAUCAAUGAUCCAACCUGAUAAGCACUUAUGCAGUAUGUACAUAUAUCCAUGUGCAAGGCCUGACAAAAUUGGCAAGUACUGCACAGUCCUUACUAUAUGGCAAGUAACACGUGCUAAACUAGGAGAUAUCACUUUUAUCCCCGAUGGACCAAAUGGGUACAAAGCUGAAUUUUUCCUUAUGCCUACAGAUUUUGGUGAUAUAAUAGGCCAUGGGCAUCGAACAGGUGGAGCUCCUACCAGAGGCCCACCAGGUGGAACUACUCCGUCACCAGGUGACCGUGACAGGAAUAAAAACCUCGUGAUUCACAACCUCUUACCAUUUGAACACUAUGUGGACACCCCAGGGAGGACAGAUGAGACCCAGAAUCUCGAACAGAGAAUGCAGAAGUGGUUCGUUCCGGGUGUAUCUAUUGCCGUUAUCAAAGACUAUCAAGUUGACUGGGCUGAUGGAUUUGGAAUGGCACAGCCCGGGGUAUCUGCAAGUGCUGACACUUUAUACCAAGCUGGUACACUCAGUAGUUUUGUGUCUUCAAUCGCGGCAUUGUCAUUAGUGCAAAAGGGUCAACUUAAUUUAGAGGCUGAUGUUAACACACUUUUGCAGAAUUUUAAGAUGACUUACAAUGGCCAACAAAAGGACGGUGUAAAACUAAGACAUAUAUUGGCCCACAAUGGUGGAAUUGAUAUUGAUGAAUUUGAUGGAUAUAAGCAGUUAAGUCAACUGCCGACGUUAAUGCAGACUCUGAAUGGGCAAUCACCUGCGAAUAACCAGAAGAUAGGAAUAAUGGAGGACUACCUGAGCCUUGACCCAAAGCCGGUUGGACAAGGAGUUGAAGAGGAUUAUUCUUCAGGAGGGUUUGCAGUUUUACAACAAAUUCUCGAGGAUCAGACAAGCCAAAGCUUUGUUGAUUUAGUACAGAACGAGGUAUUUGGCAGGGCUAGAAUGGUGUCCAGUUCGUUUGAAAUCAAAAGUAGCCAAUAUGGCUUGGCUUUUGGGUAUGACUGUGUCAGUGAUAGAGACACUGUCGUGGAAGGGAAUUGGUGGAAUUUCCCAGAAUCUGCUGCUCAAGGUCUCUGGACAAAUGUGAUAGAUCUUGCAAAAUUGGUGAUUAACAUUGCUGGUGGUAAAAAUUCCAUGGCUGGGUCAAUCUUGAAUCCUUCGAUUACUGCUCAGAUGCUUACAAAACAAACUAAGCAAGGUCAGGGAAAUCCACCAGCUCUUGAAAAUGGAAUAUUUGGUCUGGGAACGGAAGUCGUCGAUGGCCAGAACGGAAACACGUGGUUUGUGAAUACCGGAUAUAGCGAGGGGUACUGUAGUGAAGUCAUAGCCAACACGGACGGACGAGGUCUGGUUAUGAUGUCCAACCAGGAUUGCGCUCGUGGACAUUUCCUACUUGGGGAAAUAUUCCGUGCUGUCUCAGUAGUCUAUAACUGGCAAGAUGCUAUUAACAACCCAAACAUAGAAUUUAAUAGCAGAAUGCCCGUAAAACCCGCUCCAUCAUUUCAACAACCAUGGGAGGGGAAUUAUAUGAUCGUCGAUAUACAAGUCCCCGAGCCUCUAAAGUCUAUCAUUGAGGGAAUCGCUGGACGCCCUAUAAAACGUGAAGAUCUACCGUUCCAGAAUAUAUAUGCCUCCACGACAAUGAUUCAGCCAGAUAAGAACUUAUGCAGCAUGUACAUCUACCCUUGUGCAAACCCUGAUAAAAUUGGGAAGUACUGUACUGUCCUGACUAUAUGGCAGGUCGUGAACGCCCAGUUAGGAGACAUAACCUUUAUACCAGAUGGUCGAGGAGGGUAUACAGCAGAGUUUUUCCUCACAGAUACGGAGUUUGGUGACACAAAAAUUCAUGCAACUCGAACAGGCUCUGCAACACCUCCUCCCAGCUUAACUACACCCUCACCAAUAGAUCGAGAAAUGAACAAACAGCUUGUGAUACAGAAUCUCCUGCCAUUUGAACACUAUAUCCACACACCUGGAAGGACAGAUGAGACACAAACUCUUGCACAACGAAUGGAGAAAUGGUUUGUCCCUGGUGUAUCUAUAGCUGUCAUCAACAACUACCAGAUUGACUGGGCUGAUGGGUUUGGAAUGGCACAGCCUGGUGUCCCAGCCUCUGCUGACACCAUCUAUCAAGCUGGUACGUUGAGCAGUUUCGUGUCUGCAAUCGCCACCUUGUCUCUUGUGGAACAAGGUCAACUUGAUCUAGAAGCUGAUGUUAACACUCUCUUACGAUCAUGGAAGAUGACCUACAACAACCAGCAAAAGGAUGGCGUGAAACUUAAGCAUCUACUGGCCCAUAAUGGCGGCCUUACUGUUCUGGAGUUCGAUGGUUAUCAACAGUCAAGUCGGAUGCCAAACUUAUUGCAGACUCUGAAUGGUCAAUCUCCUGCUAAUAAUGAGAAAGUUGCAGUUUCAAACGAUCUGUUAGGGUUUGGAGACCAACCAUUAGGACAAGGAGAGCAAGAAGACUACUCUUCGGGAGGUUAUGCUGUUUUGCAGCAAAUUCUCGAAGAUCAAACCAAUCAGCCUUUCAAGCAAUUGGUACAAAGAUUGGUCUUGGAUAAGGCGUCGAUGCGAUCUAGUACAUUUGACAUAAAAAGUCCCAGUAAUUCAUAUGGUAUUGCAUAUGGCUAUGAUUGCCUCAGUGACAAGGACACUUUAGUCCCAGGAAAAUGGUGGAAUUUCCCCGAGUCUGCCGCCCAAGGCUUAUGGACCAACGUAAACGAUCUUGCCAACCUUGUUAUCAAUGUUGCUGGUGGUAAAAAUCACAUGCCAGGCUCAAUCCUGAAUCCUACCUCAACAAAUAAUAUGCUUACAAAACAAACUAAGAAUGGUCAGGGCAAUCCCCCUGCUACCGAAAAUGGCAUGUUCGGAUUAGGGACUGAAGUAGUCGAUGGUCAAAAUGGAGAUACCUGGUUUGUGAAUACCGGAUAUAGUGAGGGGUAUUGUAGUGAAGUUAUAGCCAACACAGACGGACGAGGUUUGGUUGUCAUGUCCAACCAGGAUUGUGCUCGCGGCCAUUUCCUACUUGGGGAAAUAUUCCGUGCUGUAUCGGUCGUUUACAAUUGGAAUGAUGCUAUUGAUAACACAAAUAUAGAGUUCAAUAGAAGAAUACCUGUAUUCCCUCCUCCCAAAACAAAACAACCAUGGGAGGGAAUGUACUCCAUCGUUGAUAUAGAAGUUCCUGAACCAUUGAAGUCUAUUGUUGAAGGAAUUGCUGGGCGUCCCAUCAAACGUGACGAUCUACCAUUCCAAAAUGUCUAUGCCUCAACCACAAUGAUUCAACCAGAUAAGGCGCUGUGUAGCAUGUACAUCUAUCCUUGUGCAAAUUCUAAUAAAGUUGGAAAGUACUGUACUGUUCUGACAGUCUGGCAAGUGGUCCAGGCACAGUUAGGAGACAUCACAUUUAUCAAAAAUGGCAAUGGAUACAAAGCAGAAUUCUUCCUAACUGACACUGACUUUGGCGACAUUAAAAUUCACCUCACACGAACAAGCCAGGGAGUUGGUGCAGCCUCAGCCAAGUCAGCAACUGCGAUAUUCAUAACAUUUACAUUGGUUAUACUCGGAUUUUUAUAAUGGACAAUUUGAUAAUGCAAUAAACCGUUUUGGUAUCUUUAUGUAAAUAUGCAUAUUGUAGAUCUAGUGUAGAUCUAAAAACAACACUAUAAAUGUCAGUCCAAACAAUCGAUUGAAUCAGCUGUGAAAAAACAAUUAAGUGUUAUUGAUAUUCUUGUGGGAAGAUUCAAUUUCAAUGCAGUGACGAACAUAUUAGAAGCUUAUCCACAUGUAUGAUACAUAUAUUAUUACCACAUAUGUACCACCACAAUAACGAACUGUUUUAUCUGUCCUUAACUUAUUUGGUUCGAAAAUCUAAAACAAAUAAUUGAAGAUGUAAUCUCAUCAACAAGUGUUAUAAUGACUAAAAUGCAUUCAUUAUCACAGGCGAAGGGGACAAUGUGAUAAUGAAAUUAAAUUAAUGAAAUAGAAUUCAAUUAAAAGUACAAAUUGAAAUAUUAUCUGAGUGUGUAUUUUAAACAC